CUCCGCCUGCAGCAGCGCCCCGGGCUCCGGGCCCAGCUCACCCAGCAACAGCUCCGGGAAUGUCAGUACUGAGAACGGGCUCACCCCCACCGUCCCCAGCAUCCAGGCUGAGGCCGGUUUGGCGCACAGACUCGUGACGCGGGAAGGCUCCCUGGCUCCGCUCCCUCUCUACACGUCGCCAUCCUUGCCCAACAUCACCCUCGGGCUGCCUGCCACGGGUCCCUCCGCUGGUGCGGCCGGCCAGCAGGAUGCUGAGAGACUCGCCCUCCCCGCCCUCCAGCAGAGGAUCUCACUCUUCCCUGGCACCCACCUCACCCCCUACCUGAGCUCGUCGCCCUUGGAGCGGGACGGCGGGGCAACACACAGCCCUCUCCUGCACCACAUGGUCUUACUGGAACAGCCACCUGCACAGACACCCUUGGUCACAGGCCUGGGAGCACUGCCUCUCCACGCACAGUCCCUGGUUGGCACAGACCGAGUGUCCCCUUCUAUCCACAAGCUGCGACAGCAUCGCCCACUGGGACGCACGCAGUCAGCCCCGCUGCCACAGAACACCCAGGCCCUGCAGCACCUGGUGAUCCAGCAGCAGCACCAGCAGUUCCUGGAGAAACACAAGCAGCAGUUCCAGCAGCAGCAGCUGCACAUGGGCAAGAUUAUCCCCAAACCAAGUGAGCCGGCUCGGCAGCCUGAAAGCCAUCCCGAGGAGACGGAGGAGGAGCUUCGUGAGCACCAAGCCUUGCUGGACGAUCCGUAUCUGGACCGGCUUUCGGGGCAGAAGGAGGUGCACACACUGGCUGGUGUACAAGUGAAACAGGAGCCCAUCGAGAGCGACGAGGAGGAGGCAGGUGCCCCCCGGGAGGGGGAGCCUGGCCCUCGCCAGCCCACGGAACAGGAGCUGCUGUUUAGACAGCAAGCCCUCCUUCUGGAGCAGCAGCGGAUCCGCCAGCUCAGGAACUACCAGGCAUCCAUGGAGGCCGCUGGUGUCCCCGUGUCCUUCGGUGGCCACAGGCCUCUGUCCCGGGCGCAGUCCUCGCCAGCAUCUGCCACCUUCCCGGUGUCUGUGCAGGAGCCUCCCACCAAGCCAAGGUUCACGACAGGCCUUGUGUACGACACGCUGAUGCUGAAGCAUCAGUGUACCUGUGGGAACACCAAUAGCCACCCGGAGCAUGCUGGGAGAAUACAGAGCAUUUGGUCCCGCCUGCAGGAGACCGGCCUCCGUGGCAAAUGUGAGAGCAUCCGUGGACGGAAGGCCACCCUGGAGGAGCUACAGACGGUGCACUCAGAAGCACAUACUCUCCUCUAUGGCACAAACCCCCUCAACAGGCAGAAAUUGGACAGCUCGCUAACCUCGGUGUUUGUCAGGCUGCCUUGCGGUGGCGUUGGGGUGGACAGCGACACCAUAUGGAACGAGGUGCACUCGUCGGGGGCGGCCCGCCUGGCUGUGGGCUGUGUGGUGGAGCUGGUUUUCAAGGUGGCCACAGGGGAGCUGAAGAAUGGCUUUGCUGUGGUCCGCCCCCCGGGACACCAUGCUGAGGAGAGCACCCCCAUGGGCUUUUGCUACUUUAAUUCUGUGGCAGUGGCAGCCAGACUUCUACAGCAGAGACUGCAUGUGAGCAAGAUCCUCAUUGUGGACUGGGAUGUACAUCACGGGAAUGGGACGCAGCAGGCCUUCUACAGUGACCCCAGCGUCCUGUAUGUGUCACUGCACCGCUAUGACGACGGGAACUUCUUCCCAGGCAGCGGGGCCCCUGACGAGGUGGGCACAGGGCCAGGCAUGGGCUUCAACGUCAACAUGGCUUUCACUGGCGGCCUCAGCCCCCCAAUGGGAGAUACCGAGUACCUGGCAGCCUUCAGAACUGUGGUCAUGCCGAUUGCCAGCGAGUUUGCCCCAGAUGUAGUGCUGGUGUCUUCAGGCUUUGACGCUGUGGAGGGACACCCCACACCGCUUGGGGGCUACAACCUAUCUGCCAAGUGUUUUGGAUACUUGACGAAGCAACUGAUGGCACUGGCUGGUGGCCGAAUUGUCCUGGCCCUUGAAGGAGGCCACGAUCUGACCGCCAUUUGUGACGCCUCUGAAGCGUGUGUUUCUGCUUUGCUAGGAAAUGAGCUUGAUCCUCUGCCAGAAAAGGUCCUACAGCAAAGACCCAAUGCUAAUGCUGUCCGGUCCAUGGAGAAAGUUGUGGAGAUCCACAGUAGGUACUGGCGCUGCCUGCAGCGUGCGUCCUCCACCGUGGGGCACUCUCUGAUCGAGGCGCAGAAGUGCGAGAACGAGGAAGCUGAGACGGUCACCGCCAUGGCCUCGCUUUCCGUGGGCGUAAAGCCUGCCGAGAAGAGACCCGAUGAGGAGCCCAUGGAGGAGGAGCCGCCACUGUAGCCCUUCGUGGAGCCUGUUCUCCUGUUUGUUCGUCUCUGUCUUGAAGCUCAGCCAAGAAACUUUCCCGUUCGCGCUUGAGUCCCGCCACGGUGCUCUCCUGGAGUGCCAAGGGACACCAGGCUUGUGGCAGCGACGGGAAGCCUUUCUGCCAGCCGGCCCCGCGGGUCUGGAGACGCACAUGCACAGCCUGGGCGUGGCAGCCUCUCACGGAACACGGGACAGACGCCAGCGACGUGCAGAUGCGCGGACGCAGAAGCCAAGCACACUCUGGUGGCCCCCCGGGGACGCUACGGAAGAAGGAAGCCUGUGGGCAGCUAGUGGCAGCGUUGCGGAAUUAAGUUGCCACGAGGAAAAGAAAAAGGAAAUCAAAGAUUUAACAAUACAAAAAACUUGAUUAAAACUGGUGCUUUAAAGUUUGAUUAUUACUCACAAGGUUACAGUCUCCGUGUAAACCACUCAACUCAUCUUGUAGCUUAUUUUUUUUUAAAGAGAAAGUUUUCUAUGGCUCUGGCCCGCCUCUGUGAGCCACAGUGGUGUGUGGCAGGGUCUGCAACCAGGUGGGCAGAGUGACGAACCUUUAAAGAAUACAAAACUGGACAGAAACAGGAACGUGAGCCUGGGGGAGUGGGCUUGAGUUUCUCGAAGCCAUCGGAAGAUGCAAGUUUGUGCCUUUUUUUUAUUGCUCUAGUGGGCUUUGUGGCUGGGUUUUCUGAAGCCUGAGGAACAAUGCCUUAAGAAAACAUAAACAGCAGGAAUUGGAGGGCCAGUCUCCUGUGGCUGGUGGAGUCUGGUCUGGCGCUCCGAGGGCAGGUGCCAGCUGCGGCUCCAGGCCGGGGCUGCGGCCCAGUGGUCCUUGUUCUGCUUUAUCACUAUUUAAGAAAAAUGGAGGUAGUUCCAAAAAAGUGGCAAAUACUGUUGGGGGUUUUGAAGUCCAACAAAUUUUGAAUGAAUCCAAAGUGUUCUUUUCUCACACGUUAUGUAAUAAUUGAUCAUCUCCAUUGGUUGUGAAGCAUGUCGUAGGCACCCUUGCAGUGUUACGGUCGGAAUGCUUUUUAUUAAAAGCAAGUAGCAUGAAGCAUUGCUUAAAUUUUAGGUAUGAAUAAAUAUAUAUAUAUAUGUA
Molecule: messenger RNA, 3494 nt
Organism: Otolemur garnettii (small-eared galago)
Lineage: Eukaryota; Metazoa; Chordata; Mammalia; Primates; Galagidae
Gene: HDAC4
Product: histone deacetylase 4
Exons: 19
Coding region: 383-2374 (663 amino acids)
Biological process (GO): negative regulation of transcription by RNA polymerase II; chromatin organization
Cellular component (GO): histone deacetylase complex
Molecular function (GO): histone deacetylase activity
Source: RefSeq, a predicted model, not a curated record